AUGAAGAAGUUGAAGGAAGAUUUGACAAAAAAACUGGAGGAAAAGUGUCCUGAGGGAAAAUUUGAAGUCAUUCCUGUCACUUUUGACUAUGGGAUGAACACUGAGGACCCCAUCAGUAAAGCAUUUUUCUAUCGCAAGGAUAACCCUGACAAAGGAAUCCCAAUCUCCAAAUCAAAGGUGUCGAAGCUUCUCCCAGAGCGCUUUUCUGACGAGACACUUAGGGUUUACUGGAAGAACCGUAAAGUCAUACUAGCCAAAGAAAACGAUAUCAAGAAAGCUUUCAAGGACUGGUGCAAGGACUAUGGCUUUGAGGAUGUGGAAGAGGAGGAUAACACUGACCCCAACACUAGUUGAGCAACUCCAGGAAAUGACCAGACGAUCUCAACAUGUGAAAGAUUCAUGUAUCAAGUUUUUGUGUGACUGUAGGGAUUUUAAUAUGGGUGUUUUGAAUCUGGCAAUUAAUGUAGUUUGGAGAUUUUAAAUAUUUCUGUUUGUUUGUUUUUCUUAUCUUAACCAUCUGAUUUAUUCUAGAUAUGAAAUUUUAUCAAAAUAUUACAUGCUGAAUGACUUUCAAUCUGUUUUUUGUGAUUGAUACAAACUGAUACUAAGUACUUCCUGCAACAAUUCCCUCAAAAUGUAUCAAUAUGAAACAAACUCUUGAUAAUCUAAAGUGAGUCAUUUAUUGUAAUGUUUCGACUACUUAUUGCACAUUUUCACAAGAAUCACACUAAAUAGAUUGUGUUGUUUCAAAACAUGCAGUUUUGGGUAGCAUUAUGAUUUGCUUCUUGUGUGAAUAUUCAUUAUUUUUCAUGUCAUCGCUAAAUGAAAAUCUACAAAGGUUACAAUCUUUUAGCUGCUUUCCUAUUCCAAUUUGUUUACCGCUGAUUUCAGGUAAAUUCAAAAUAAAGCUCUUUUUCCCUCA
This is a messenger RNA of Maylandia zebra (zebra mbuna), 922 nucleotides long. The record is from RefSeq and is a predicted model, not a curated record. Lineage: Eukaryota; Metazoa; Chordata; Actinopteri; Cichliformes; Cichlidae.